Messenger RNA from Protobothrops mucrosquamatus (brown spotted pit viper), 6870 nucleotides. RefSeq names its product calcium voltage-gated channel subunit alpha1 H (gene CACNA1H). Gene Ontology annotation, biological process: neuronal action potential; calcium ion import; calcium ion transmembrane transport. Gene Ontology annotation, molecular function: low voltage-gated calcium channel activity; voltage-gated sodium channel activity. Gene Ontology annotation, cellular component: voltage-gated sodium channel complex; plasma membrane; neuron projection. The record is from RefSeq and is a predicted model, not a curated record. The transcript is spliced from 35 exons. Bases 28 to 6870 code for a protein of 2280 amino acids. Lineage: Eukaryota; Metazoa; Chordata; Lepidosauria; Squamata; Viperidae.
CUUCCCACCUGGUUCGAGCACGUCAGCAUGCUGGUCAUCCUCUUGAACUGCGUCACCCUCGGGAUGUUCCAGCCAUGUCAGGACAUCAAGUGCCAAACAGAAAGGUGCACAAUCUUGGAGGCAUUUGAUCACUUCAUCUUCGUCUUCUUUGCUGUGGAGAUGGUUAUCAAGAUGGUCGCCCUGGGGAUCUUUGGCCACAAAUGUUACCUAGGAGACACCUGGAACCGCCUCGACUUCUUCAUUGUCAUUGCUGGCAUGAUGGAAUAUUCUCUGGAUGGACAUAAUGUCAGCCUUUCAGCCAUCCGGACUGUGCGGGUUCUCAGGCCGUUACGAGCCAUUAACAGGGUGCCAAGUAUGCGCAUUCUUGUCACCCUGCUCCUAGACACUCUGCCUAUGUUAGGCAACGUUCUCCUCUUGUGUUUCUUUGUCUUUUUCAUCUUCGGCAUCGUGGGUGUCCAGCUCUGGGCCGGGCUGCUGAGGAACAGGUGUUUCCUAGAUUCCCACAUUCAAAGGACACACAACCUGACUUUCCUGCAUAAAUACUACAGGCCGGAAGAGGGGGAGGAGAACCCGUUCAUCUGUUCCUCCCUCCGGGAUAACGGCAUGCAGAAGUGCUCCAGCAUCCCAAACCGGAGGGAGUACAAGAUGGACUGUACUUUAACCAUGGACGCUUACAAUCCGCAUUUGGACUCGCUGGACUUGGGCAGUCGCAACGCCUGCAUAAACUGGAACCAAUAUUACAAUGCUUGCAGGACGGGGGACUUAAACCCGCACAAUGGAGCUAUUAAUUUUGAUAAUAUUGGCUAUGCUUGGAUAGCUAUUUUUCAGGUUAUAACCCUGGAAGGAUGGGUUGACAUCAUGUAUUAUGUUAUGGACGCACACUCUUUUUACAAUUUUAUAUAUUUUAUACUACUUAUAAUAGUUGGUUCUUUCUUCAUGAUUAACCUGUGCCUGGUUGUGAUAGCAACACAGUUUUCUGAAACCAAACAGCGGGAGAACCAGCUGAUGCAAGAGCAGCGAGCCCGCUACCUCUCUAACGACAGCACAAUCGCCAGCUUCUCCGAGCCGGGAAGCUGCUAUGAAGAGUUCCUCAAAUACAUUUGCCACAUUUUCAGGAAAGUCAAACGGCGGACCUUGCGCCUGUACAACAACUGGCAGAGCAAGCGUCGGAAAAAAGUCAACCCCAACAGUGGUGGAGACAAUGGUCAGGGCCAGCAGAGCGGCAAGCGACGCAUCACGUCCAUCCAUCACUUGAUCCACCACCACCAUCACCACCACCAUCACCACUACCACAUCGGCAACGGGAGCCCCCAAGGGCCAAGGUCUAACCCAGGGAUUUGUGACCUGGAGCUGGACAUCAUAAAGCCUGGAGGCCAACUGAUGCUUCCUCCACCUUCGCCCAGCCACCCAGGUGGUAGAGCUGCAGAUACGGAGUCCAUCCACAGUAUUUACCAUGCCGACUGCCACGUGGAAGGAACCUCAGUGAAAUGCAAGUCUUCCAGCAUUGCUGCAGGUAGCAAAGCUGCCAAUCGUGGCAGCAUGAACUACCCCACCAUCUUGCCUUCUCCGGCAAACAAAGCCAGUGUCCCUCCCUUGACCAAAGGGAAGAAAAACGAGGGCAGUGAGGCGACCUCUCCCAUGCCCAUGGUCAGCAGCCCAGCCCAUCUAAAUGCGGAUUGUUAUGGGAAGCUCCAUCAUCUGGUGGGAGAACGUGGCCUCUGCCGGACCUCCAGCAUUCUGUCUGGCCUGAAUGUGCCGUGUCCCUUGCCUGGGCCUCAAGCCAACACCUUGAGCUGUGAGCUGCAAAACUGCCCAUUCUGUGCCAGCAUCCUUGAGGAUCCUGAGUUUGAGUUCAGCGAGGCAGACAGCUAUGAGUCAGGAGAGGACAACAAUGGGAUCUACGAGUUCACCCAGGAUGUAAAGCAUGGGGACUUCCGGGACCAGAUCCAGCAGCAGAGGAACAAGAAAAAGAAGAAAAGGAAACCAGCCAAGGAGAGGAACAAGCUAACCAAGGUCUGGAAGGCCUUUGGCAACAAGCUAAAACGGAUCGUGGAGAGCAAGUAUUUCAACCGUGGCAUCAUGAUCGCCAUCCUCAUCAACACGCUGAGCAUGGGCAUUGAGUAUCAUGAACAGCCGGAUGAGCUCACCAAUGCCCUGGAGAUCAGUAACAUUGUCUUCACCAGCAUGUUUGCUCUGGAGAUGCUGCUCAAGCUUUUGGCUUUUGGCAUCUGGGGAUACAUCAAGAACCCCUACAACAUUUUUGACGGCAUCAUUGUUGUCAUCAGUGUCUGGGAGAUCAUUGGCCAGGCCGACGGGGGUCUUUCAGUGCUGAGGACCUUCCGUCUCCUCCGGGUCCUCAAGCUGGUGCGGUUCAUGCCGGCUCUCCGCCGGCAGUUGGUGGUUCUCAUGAAGACCAUGGACAACGUGGCCACCUUCUGCAUGCUGCUCAUGCUUUUUAUCUUCAUCUUCAGCAUCCUCGGUAUGCAUCUUUUUGGGUGCAAGUUUGGCUUAAGGACAGAGACAGGAGACACCAUGCCAGACCGAAAGAACUUUGAUUCCCUGCUGUGGGCAAUUGUCACCGUGUUUCAGAUCCUGACCCAGGAAGACUGGAAUGUGGUCCUCUACAACGGAAUGGCCUCCACCUCCUCCUGGGCUGCUCUCUACUUCGUGGCUCUGAUGACCUUUGGCAACUAUGUCCUCUUCAACCUCUUGGUCGCCAUCCUGGUGGAAGGUUUCCAAGCUGAGGGCGAUGCCAACAGAUCUGACACAGACGAAGACAAAACAUCGACCAACUUUGAGGAAGAGUUUGAGAAGCUGAAGGAACUCCGUGCUUCUGAGAUGAAGCUGUAUUCGCUGGCCGUCACGCCCAACGGACACCUGGAGGGCAAGGGCAGCAUGCCCCCGCCCAUCAUCAUGCACACCGCAGCCACCCCCAUGCCCACCCCAAAGGGGUCUCCACACAUGGACUCAGCCUACCCUUUUGGGGACUCCAGGAGGGGCAGCAACGUUUCGGUGGACCCGCUUAACUUUGACCAGAAAUCUUUGUCCAGCCUCCGCAGCUCCCCCUGUGCCAACUGGGGCAGCCGCCGCUCAAGCUGGAACAGCCUGGGCCGGGCCCCCAGCCUCAAGAAGAAGAGCCAGUGUGGCGAGCGGGAGUCCCUGCUCUCGGGGGAGGGCAAAGGCAGCACGGACGAUGAAGCCGAGGAGACCAAGCUCAGCACCCUCAGCCGCCGCCCCCUGCACCACCGGGCAGAGUCCCUGGACUGCCGGGUGCACCCACCGGUAGCCAUGCUGCCCCUCGAGUACCAGGACUGCAACGGCAAGAUGCUGCAGGUGCCCAGCGAGCUCUACCUGCACCUGGACAGCCGCAAAGAGGAUCCCUUCGACUACGAUGAGAACAUGGAAGAUAGCUUCUGCUACAGAAUCCGCAAGAGCUUGGAGCCCUACAAGCCCAAAUGGUGCAAGAAUCAUGAGGACUGGUCCCUCUACUUAUUUUCCCCCCAGAAUCGCCUCCGGGCCAACUGCCAGAAAGUCAUCGCACACAAGAUGUUUGACCAUGUGGUCCUGGUUUUCAUCUUCCUCAACUGCAUCACCAUCGCCUUGGAACGCCCGGACAUCGAUCCCAACAGCACGGAACGGAUAUUCUUGAGUGUCUCCAACUACAUCUUUACGGCCAUUUUUGUUGCUGAGAUGAUGGUUAAGGUUGUGGCUCUCGGCUUCUUCUCCGGGGAACACACCUACCUCCAGAGCAGCUGGAACGUCCUGGAUGGAAUCCUGGUCUUUGUGUCCAUCAUUGACAUCAUCGUUUCCAUGGCAUCAGCAGGCGGAGCCAAGAUUUUAGGGAUCCUACGAGUACUUCGGCUGCUGCGCACCUUAAGACCUUUACGGGUCAUCAGCAGAGCUCCAGGUCUGAAACUCGUAGUUGAGACGCUAAUCUCUUCUCUCCGGCCUAUCGGCAACAUCGUCCUGAUCUGUUGUGCUUUCUUUAUCAUCUUUGGCAUUUUAGGAGUACAGCUCUUUAAGGGCAAGUUCUACCACUGUGAGGGAGCUGAUAUCCGAAACAUCUCCACUAAAUCCGACUGCAGAAAAGCCCACUACAAAUGGAUCCGGCGGAAGUAUAACUUCGACAAUUUGGGACAGGCCCUGAUGUCCUUGUUCGUCCUCUCUUCCAAAGAUGGCUGGGUGAACAUCAUGUAUGAUGGAUUGGACGCCGUGGGGAUUGACCAGCAGCCCAGCCGGAACCAUAACCUCUGGAUGCUUCUCUACUUCAUUUCCUUCCUCCUCAUCGUCAGCUUCUUUGUGCUCAACAUGUUCGUCGGGGUGGUGGUGGAGAACUUCCACAAGUGUCGGCAGCACCAGGAAGCCGAGGAGGCCCGGCGACGCGAGGAGAAACGGCUGCGGCGUCUGGAGAAAAAGCGCAGGAAAGCUCAACGACGGCCGUACUAUGCCGAUUAUUCACCUGCUCGAAAAUACAUCCACUCGCUCUGCACCAGCCAUUACCUGGACCUUUUCAUCACGUUUAUCAUUGGCGUCAACGUCAUCACGAUGUCCAUGGAACACUUCGACCAACCCAAGUCUCUAGAAGAAGCCCUGAAAUAUUGCAACUACUUGUUCACCUUCGUCUUUGUGGUCGAAGCCAUCUUAAAACUGGUGGCCUUUGGCUUCCGGAGGUUCUUCAAGGACAGGUGGAACCAGCUGGAUCUGGCCAUCGUCCUGCUGUCCAUCAUGGGGAUUACUCUGGAGGAGAUCGAAAUGAACGCCGCGCUCCCCAUCAACCCCACCAUUAUCCGCAUCAUGAGGGUGCUCAGGAUUGCUAGAGUGCUGAAGCUGCUGAAAAUGGCCACGGGGAUGCGGGCCUUGCUGGACACGGUGGUUCAAGCCCUUCCCCAGGUGGGGAACCUCGGCCUGCUAUUUAUGCUUCUUUUUUUCAUCUACGCUGCUCUGGGGGUAGAAUUAUUUGGGAAGUUAGACUGCAGCGAGGAAAAUCCUUGUGAAGGCCUAAGUCGGCACGCUACCUUCAACAACUUUGGAAUGGCCUUCCUCACCCUCUUUAGGGUAUCAACAGGGGACAACUGGAAUGGGAUCAUGAAGGACACUCUCCGGGAAUGCCACAAGGAUGAUAAGCACUGCCUCAGCUACCUGCCUCUCAUCUCCCCUGUUUACUUCGUCACCUUCGUCCUCAUCGCCCAGUUUGUCCUGGUCAACGUGGUGGUGGCCGUCCUGAUGAAGCACUUAGAGGAAAGCAACAAGGAGGCGAAGGAAGAUGCCGAGAUGGAUGCCGAAAUUGAGCUGGAGAUGUCCAGAGGGGUCGGCACACCAGAAAGGACCAUGGAUGGGAGACAGACCCCUUCCAAGGGGGGUUCACCCGGCAUUCGGGAGCCCCAGAAUCUUCUGACUCUUCGCAAGAUCUCGGUGGCAAGGAUGCAUUCGCUGCCCAACGACAGCUACAUGUUCCGUCCUGUGAUGCCCGCCAAGCUUCCUUUCCCUCUCCAUGAAGGGGAGCUAGAAGCCUUCUCCUACAAGUCACCUCGAGGGUCCGUCACGUCCAUCCGUUCUCAGCCAGUGGUCACUUCUUCAUCUCUGAGGAUCCCACAGUUGGCCUUCCGCCCCACAACGCCCCCUCCUACCCACAACAUGGGAGCUCCAUGGAAGCUUCUACCCCCUCACCCUGCCCCUCGCACCCCCAGUUUCAACAGACUGCUGUGUAGACAGAUUUCCAUGUUAACUCACACUUCAGAGAGGAGCCCCCAGAGAAGACAGGACCAUGAACCCCAACCGUACCAUUCUUGGAUGCGUGUGGCCUCCUUGCGUGGGAAAUGCUUAUCUUCUUAUCUCUUCGUUUUGCAGGAGGCCGUCCGGAAGGACUCAUUGGAUAGCUCAGCUGUGGAGUCAAAGCACAUCCACACCCACAAGGACACCUUCAGCCAGCACAACAUCUCAAACAGGAGGUCCACCCACGGUAGCCUCCUGGACACCUCCCUCUUCGAGUCCUCCGAUCUGGCAGAUGAAGAGGUCCGCCACAUCAACAGCUCUGCACGGGAUUGGAGGGCACAGCUGGACAGCGGGGACUGCUCCGACUCCUCUUUCGCCUCUCCGGCGCCAUCCCCUGUCCCCUUCAGGAACUGCAGCACAACCAGCUUGACGAUGGGGAAGGGCAAGGAGAAGGACCUGAAGAAGUUCUACAGCGUAGACACCCGGGGGUUCUUGGCCAAGCCGCUGUGGGCGGAUGACCAGCGACGGCACUCCAUUGAGAUCUGCCCCUCGGUCGACCAUGGGGCUCGUGGCUUCGCAGACACCUCUGAAAGGAGGAGGCUGCCUCUCCAGAUCCAGUCGGAGUCCGAGUACCUGCACGGCAUCCGGAGGAAGAAGAAAAUGAGCCCCCCCUGCAUUUCUAUCGACCCUCCCAUGGAGGAAGAAAGCAGCGCCACCACAACGCGCACCAAGGCCUCUGAGAACAGCCUGCUGAGGCGGAGAACGCCCUCCUGCGAAUCCACGGCCUACAGGGACUCCUUGGAGCUGGCUGAGGGUCAGCCUGGAGAACCGGCCUGCAAGGCAGACCGCCGGGCACCCCCAGCCUGCCGAGGGGAGCACUUAACCAUCCCGAGCUUCUCUUACGAACCGACGGACCCCGGUUCCACGGGUGAGCCCUGCAAACGCCUCUCGGAGAGCAGCCAAGCUGUGGACCGCUCUGUGGAUUCCCCCCCAGAGGGUCCGGAGCUGCAGCCAACAGACCCUUUGGAGACUCACGGCAACUCCUCUGAGCCAAACCAAGAAGAACUCGGGGGGGCCAGGAAGUGUCCCCUCCCGCAGCACGGACAGGUUCCAGGGACCCCAACCACCACAGAAGAGGUUGUGGACGAGCCGGUAUAG